This is a messenger RNA of Cladophialophora psammophila CBS 110553, 813 nucleotides long. RefSeq names its product NADH-ubiquinone oxidoreductase 24 kDa subunit, mitochondrial. Lineage: Eukaryota; Fungi; Ascomycota; Eurotiomycetes; Chaetothyriales; Herpotrichiellaceae. Bases 1 to 813 code for a protein of 270 amino acids. Gene Ontology annotation, molecular function: NADH dehydrogenase activity. The record is from RefSeq and is a predicted model, not a curated record. The transcript is spliced from 2 exons.
AUGGCGUCAAAACUCGUGCCACAGCUGAUACGUCAAGCCACAAGGACAGCUACCAGAGCUCCUCGAAGACAGCUGCUCCAUCCUAGACAAUUCUCAACCUCACCGUCGUCACGGAGUGAAACUCUCGCAGUGCAUCGGAACACUCCCGAAAAUAACCCCUCCAUCCCCUUCAAAUUCAACGACACAAACCUGCGCCUCAUCGACGAGAUCACCAAACGCUACCCACCACAGUACAAGAAAGCGGCCGUUAUGCCUCUUCUGGAUCUGGGCCAACGCCAACACGGCUACACCUCGAUCAGCGUGAUGAACGAAGUUGCCCGCAUCCUCGAGAUGCCGCCCAUGCGUGUUUACGAGGUCGCAACCUUUUAUACCAUGUAUAACCGCAAUCCUGUCGGGAAAUAUUUCGUGCAGGUGUGCACCACCACGCCGUGCAUGUUGGGAGGAUGUGGCAGCGACGUGAUCAUGAAAGCAUGCGAAGAGUUUCUGGGCAUUCAUUCGGGACAAAUGACCGAAGACAAACUCUUCUCUCUCCUCGAAGUUGAAUGUCUGGGUGCUUGUGUCAAUGCACCCAUGGUGCAGAUCAAUGAUGAUUACUACGAGGAUCUCACGCCAGAGACGAUUGUGCAAUUGUUACAGGCGCUGAAGGACUCGGCCACUAUUAGCGGAUAUGAUGUGUCAAAGAUCCCGAGGCCGGGACCACAAGUCUACGAAGGGAAACAGAGAAUGACGUGCGAGCCGAGGGCCGGGCAGACCGCAUUGCUGAGUGAGCCAUAUCAUAGUAAAGACGUCCUGAGGGCAGAUGGGGAGCUCUAA